Taeniopygia guttata (zebra finch) is the source of this 4284-nucleotide messenger RNA. The record is from RefSeq and is a predicted model, not a curated record. NCBI's taxonomy places the organism in Eukaryota, Metazoa, Chordata, Aves, Passeriformes, Estrildidae.
GAAUUCGCACGCACAGCCCCGAGGAGGAGCCCAGCUGGGGAAACCCUCCCCGCCCUGAGUGUCCUACAUCUUCCAGAGGGGGAACAGCAGCGCCGCUGGAUUUACGCGGAUUUUUUUAUAUAUAUAUAUUUUUUUUUCCCCUCUUCCCACGCAGCAAUUCCCAGUCCCAGCUGCUCCCGGCGCCGCUCGCAGCCCGGCGGAGAGUGGGAGGAAGGGGAUGCUCGGAGGAUUUGGGAAAAUCCGGAGCAUUUCCAGCCAUGCUCCACCUGGCGCGGCGGCUCCGGAGCUCACAGGAGGGAAGAGGAGCAGAUUCUUUGUGUGCCAAGGCAGCUGAAUUCAGGCAGAGCUUUGCAUUCCAGCGGAAUUCCCGGCUUUUUGCUCCGUUGUUCCUAUGGAGGACCCACCUGAAGAAAUCUUCAACCCUUUCUGCGUGCUGGGAUGUCGAAAAGGAAUUUUUAGGCCAUUUUAGGCAAUUAUUGCUGAUCUUUGGACGGAGAAAUUGCCUGGCCCCAGGCAGGUUCUGCUGCUGGCAGGCACUGGAGUGGCGCUGGUUGUGUCUCAUCCCUGCACUUUGGAUUUGAAGGAAUAAAGGGCAGGAAUGCCUGGACGCCAAUCCAUCAAGCAGCUGGAAACAAGAGCUGGCUCUGCUUUGCUAAUUAGCCAGCCCAGGCUGAACUUGUCCAUAAAAAUUCACCUGGAAAGAAAAAUCCAUCAUCCAUGGGAGCAAAACCCCAGCGCUGCCGGGCACAAAUCCCGGGAAUGCUGCUCGCUGCUUUUUCCUUUAUUCUGGGAGGGUGGAAAGCGUCUCUUGAUGUGCUGCUGCUGCUUUUUUCUCGUGGCUUUGUGUCCCUUUGUCCCCGCUGAGCCGGGAAUUGCACCAGGAAUUGCACCGGGAAUUGCACCGGGGAUUGUGGAUGGCCCCACGCCAGGCCCUGCUGCUGGAGGGCUCGGUCUCUGCGUGAGCUGCUGAGGUGGCUCUGGAGCCACAGGAUUGAUGGAGAGGCACUGAAAGCAUAAACCCCUUCCCAGCGGCCACCAUGGAGCUGCCCAGCACCAAGGACUUCCAGUGGAAGUCGCUGGCGCCGCUGCCCAGCCGCAGGGUUUACUCCACGCUGGUGGAGGCGGGCGGGCAAGUCUUCGCCGUGGGCGGCUGCGACGACAACGGCGUCCCCGUGGACUCCUUCGAGGUCUACUCGCCCGAGGCCGACCAGUGGGCAUCGCUGCCCGCCAUGCCCACCGCCAGGGCCGGCGUGGCUGUGACCGUGCUGGGCAAGAGGAUCAUGGUGAUCGGCGGCGUGGGCGCCGACCAGCUGCCGCUGAAGGUGGUGGAGAUGUACAACACGGACGAGGGGCGCUGGAGGAAGCGCAGCUCGCUGCGGGAGGCGGCCAUGGGCAUCUCGGUGACGGCCAAAGAUUACAGGGUGUACGCAGCGGGCGGGAUGGGCUCGGACCUGCGGCCCCACAACUUCCUGCAGCACUACGACGUGCUCAAGGACAUCUGGGUGUCCCUGGCUGCCAUGCCCACCCCCCGCUACGCAGCCACGUCCGUCCUGAGGGGCAGCAAGAUCUACGUGCUGGGGGGAAGGCAAUCCAAGUACGCCGUCAACGCCUUCGAGGUUUUCGACACGGACACGCGCUCGUGGACCAAGUUCCCCAACAUUCCCAACAAAAGAGCCUUCUCCAGCUUCGUGCCCACCGAGGAGAAGCUCUUCAGCCUCGGGGGGCUGCGCCAGGGCCGGCUCUACCGGCAGCCCAAGUUCAUGAGGACCGUGGACGUGUUCGACCUGGAGCAAGGUGGGUGGAUGAAGAUGGAGCGCUCCUGCUACCUGAAGAAAAGGCGAGCAGACUUCGUGGCCGGCUACCUGCGAGGCAGAGUUGUCGUGGCUGGGGGCCUGGGGAAUCAGCCGACUGUGCUGGAGUCGGCAGAGGCUUUCCACCCCGAGAAGAACAAGUGGGAGAGCCUCCCCCCCAUGCCCACCCCGCGCUGCGCCUGCUCCAGCAUCGCUCUGCGGGACUGCCUGCUGGCCGUGGGGGGCGUCAGCCAGGGGCUCAGCACGGCCGUGGAGGCGCUGUGCAUCUCGGAUUCCUGACCCCAGAGCCCUGGAACACAUCCCUGUGCCUCUCGGAUUCCUGAUUGGAACCCCCCAGAGGAGAAUCCCACCUGGAACAGGUCCCUGUGCCUCUCGGAUUCCUGGUUCAAUCCUACCUGGGACAGGGUCUGGAACCCCCCGGAGGAGAAUCCCACCUGGAACAGGUCCCUGUGCCUCUCGGAUUCCUGAUUGGAACCCCCCGGAGGAGAAUACUACCUGGAACAGGGCCCUGUGCCUCUCGGAUUCCUGAUUGGAACCCCCCGGAGGAGAAUCCCACCUGGAACAGGGCCCUGUGCCUCUCUGAUUCCUGAUCCAAUCCUACCUGGAACAGAUCCCUGUGCCUCUCAGAUUCCUGACUGGAACCCACCCGGAGGAGAAUCCCACCUGGAACAGGGCCCUGUGCCUCUCUGAUUCCUGAUCCGAGACCCCCCGGAGGAGAAUCCCUCCCGGAGCAGGUCCCUGCCCCUGGCUGUCCCCAGUGGUGGCAUUGGGGACAGUGCUGGCAGCUCCGAUCCGUCCCUUCCUGCCUCCCGAAAUCCUGGACAGAGCAGCGUCCUGGGAAUGAACCCGCUGCAGGAUUUAUGGGCGAGGUGACAGCGACUGGGAUGACAAAGCCAGAGCUGGGGGUGUCCAGAGAGGGGGGAAGGAGCAGCUCUGAGCCCCGAGGAGGGAAAAGCAGCCCUGGAUGAGCCCCAAGCUCCCAUCACCCCACAGCACCCCGGGGACACCCCUGGAGCUGCCGAGUCCAGCCCUGCGUGCCCCUGGCUCGGGGUGGGGAAUUUUCCCCGCUAUGGAUCCGUGCGGAACCCGGAGGGUGAGGGCGGCGUUCCCCUCCCUGCCCUGACCCUGCACCUCAACCCUGCCCUUCCCUGAGAUGCUCCUGCUGGGAAACGGGACCCUGCAGGACACAGCCUCCCGGGUUUGGGCACAGCCGGGCCGUGCCCGCCCUGCAGGUGACGGAGAUGUGACCUGAGCCCAGGCUGGGCUGGGGCGGGCGCUCCUGGCUGUGCCCGCGGGGCGGUUUUGAGGAUUGAAGCGGUUUGGGGUGGUUUGGUUUGGGCUGGGCGCGCCCCGGGUCUCUUGGCAGAGCUGCGGACAGCAGAUGGCAUCCCUGGGCUGAGCUGCGCUGCAGCAGCACCUCGGGCAGCCCUCCCGUGGCCUGGGCUGCCCUGGCCGGGCGCUGCUGGACCGGGGCCACUCUAAAAUCCCAUUUCAGGUGGUGCAAGAGCCAGCAAAUAAAUUGGAUGCUGCGCGUCUCCUACAGUAAAUUAUUCCCGCAGAGAGACACCCGUGUGGAGCCCAAACAUCUCCCAGGAGGUGGGACAGAGAUGGGUUUGGGUCUGAAGAGUCCCUGAUGCUGCUGCCACCACCAGUCCAGGAAAUGCCUCCGGGGCUGAGCCCCGAGUUCUGCAGUGAAUCCCUUUGGGAUGAGAGGGCAGCAGAGCUCCUUUCCCUGGAUAAAUGCUGGGUUUGUCACCAGCCAGCUCCUCCUGGCCCUGGGGAGCUGCAGGAAGCCCUGGGCCGGUCCCUCUGGCCCCGCACCCUCCAUGCCCGCACGCCUUUAUCCCAACCCAGCCGAGCCUUCGGAGUUUCCCAGCGCCAAAAAAAAAAAAAUUAAAAAAAAAUAUCCCGGAGCGGCCCCGGCCGUGUCCUCGCCUGAACUCCGCAGGCUCGAGGUUUACUGAGAGGCUUUUCAGCCCCGGUGGCUGCUCCGACACAGAGGCACAGGGCCGAGCUGCUGCCAAAAAUCCUCAUUUAUCGUCCCCGAGCAGACUUUCCUGCACAAACAGGAAACUUCCUCAAGGAACAUCCUCCAGAGGAUCCGGCGGUGGAGCUGAAAUGAUUCCUGCACCUCGUCAUGGGCCCGGGACACCCCGGCUGUUGGGGACAAUAUUUUUUGGGGUCAGCUCUGCCCUUUGUGGUGACAGCUCCCAAAAAGAGCCCAGUGUGGGGUUGUGUGAGUGCUGCUCCAGCUUCAGCUGGGAAUUCUGCUCUGGAGAGCGGAAUCGAGCUCUGGGAGGCACCUCUGUCCCCGCCAUCCUCACCCCUGGGGUGUCCCCAACCCUGUGGGGUCACCCCCGGCUGUUCCCAUUCCUGGGGAAUCUGCCGGGGCUGGAGCGGAUGUGGAGUCACCAUCCUGAGACACAGACGCUUCCUGCUCGCAAAAUAAAAGCUCCGGGUUUUGGUUUGGUUU